This is a messenger RNA of Nanorana parkeri, 1972 nucleotides long. Its product is annotated as protein-arginine deiminase type-1-like. Gene Ontology annotation, molecular function: calcium ion binding; protein-arginine deiminase activity. The transcript is spliced from 15 exons. Bases 32 to 1909 code for a protein of 625 amino acids. Lineage: Eukaryota; Metazoa; Chordata; Amphibia; Anura; Dicroglossidae. Gene Ontology annotation, cellular component: cytoplasm. The record is from RefSeq and is a predicted model, not a curated record.
UAUAAACUGACAGCGGGCCGCUCCUGUCACUAUGCAUUCUGUCAUCACCGAGGACAACAUGACUGAGAGGAGGACAAUCCGUCUCCCCGUCACCAGCCCCACGUACCAGGUGUGUGUGGUGGGGGAGGAGGUCGCCAUCGAUAUUUACAGGUAUCUCCCCAGAGAGGCCGAGACCUUCGAGGUCCGCGGAACCAGCAACAUUGACGUCUUCAUGCUCUACAACUCCAAGGCGGUCAGGAAACCAGGAAAAGGAGAGAAAUGGCCGCUUGAGAAGGGCGUGAAAGUUUCCUAUUACACGGCGCAGGGGAAGGAGCACGUGAGCAGCGUCAUGCUGUACGUGACAAGUGUGGCGGUGUCCCUGGACGUGGAUGUGAAUCGGAUCGGCUUUGUGAGCCGAGGAAUGAAAAACAAGGACUCGUGGACUUGGGGGCCCGACGGGAAAGGGGCCGUCCUGCUGGUGAAUUGCGACCGCGACCGGAACAGCUCAGGACCGGCAGACAAUGAAGACGACGAAGCAACUGAGAGGGAGGGAGAUGUGAAGGACAUGUCCCCGAUGAUCCUGACGGCGGAGGGCCCAGAUGAGGUUUUCGAUGACUACAGAUUGGUCCUGGAAAUCGAUCCGUAUGACUCCAGAAGACUGCGCGUAUACCGCCAGGGAAAAUUCCAGUUCAAACAAGUCCUUGGGAUGGGAAAACUGGCGUACGAGGUCCAGCGUAAGAACAGGGACGAGCUGAGAUUCUACGCGGAGGGGCUCCAGUUCCCGGACGCCGACUUUUCUGGACUCAUUAAAAUCAAACUCAAAUUUCAGAGGAUUCGGGAUUGGGCCAACAUCUUCACGGAGAGUGUGGCCUUCAGAGUGGCCCCGUGGAUCAUGACACCCAACACCCAGAAGCCAUUGGAGGUCUAUGUCUGCAACGUGGACUCCAAUGAGGACUUUGUGAAACAGCUGAAUGAAUUUGUCAAAAAGUCCCGGACGUCACUCAACGUCUGCGUGAACAGUGAGAACCGCGGGGACCGCUGGAUUCAGGAUGAAAUGGAGUUUGGCUACACUGAGGCUCCUCACAAACGCUUUCCGGUCGUGUUUGACUCUCCAAGAGACCGGGGACUCAAAGAAUUCCCUCAUACGAAUGUGCUGGGACCAGAUUUCGGUUACGUGACAAGGAAAAUAAAAAAUCAGGAUGAGGUCGGCACCCUGGACGCCUUUGGAAAUCUGGAAGUCAGCCCUCCCGUGACAGCCAACGGGAAGAACUACCCCCUGGGAAGGAUCCUCUAUGGUGGCAGCCUGAAAAACCCGAAACUGCAGAUGCACAAAGCACUCCGAGAGUUCCUGAGGGCCCAGCAGGUGCAAUCGCCGGUCCAACUCUACUCCACCUGGCUGUACGUGAGCCACAUCGACGAAUUCAUGAGCUUCGUGCCGGCUGCAGAUAGGAGGACAUCUGAUUGGCUGUGUAUGUUUGUCUUUUCAGACGUGGACAAAGAUCAGCUGACAAUCGAUGAAAUCCUGGAGGACGAGUCGCUGCAAGAAACAUCAGACUUCUGCCAGAAAUGUAUCGAUAUAAACAGGGAGAUCAUGAAGAAGGAGUUGGGUCUGACGGAAGAGGACAUCAUCGACAUUCCGAUACUCUACAAGUGCGACACCCCCAAGAAGGAUGCCGAUUCUUUUUUCCCAGACAUGGUCAACAUGCUGGUCCUGGGAAACAAUCUUGGCAUUCCCAAGCCGUUUGGCCCCAAGAUUAAUGGGAAGUGCUGCUUGGAGGAGAAGGUCCGCUCCCAGCUGGAACCGUUGGGGUUAACAUGCUACUUCCUGGACGACUUUGCCUCCUACCACCAGUACUGCGGAGAGAUUCACUGCGGCACCAACGUAGUCAGGAAACCGUUCAACUUCAAGUGGUGGCAAUGCGAACCUUAACCCUCCGACGCAAGAGGCGGAAAUGACGCGGUUUUCACCAGCAAUGGACGCAAUUUACAAAAC